Rotaria sp. Silwood2 is the source of this 177-nucleotide messenger RNA. The record is from the annotation of a GenBank genome assembly. NCBI's taxonomy places the organism in Eukaryota, Metazoa, Rotifera, Eurotatoria, Philodinida, Philodinidae.
AUGAGUCUGCUCUGCAUCGUCUGUUUAUUAUCAAUUCCUAUUCAAAUACUUGGUAAUAUUAAAGAAACUAUAGUUGAAAAUCCAUUUUAUCUUCGUGCUCGUAUGCAUGAUUCUCAAACGGCUAAUGUUCAAUUUGAAAUAGCAUUAAAUAUUAAUCAGCGAUCAUGUCAAAUGUAU